GUCGUCAUCUGAAAUGGGUGAGAAAUUGUAUCUCAAAUAUCAGAGCUUUCUGCUCUCGCCCCAUAAUCCAAGUAGAUCCAACAUAAAAUUCUCAUCUUGUCACGCGCUUUAGAUCGAAGUGUAGGGUGUCUGGGCUGCAAAAGAGAGAUUUGAUCAGGUUCUAGUAGUGGUACAAUGGGGUUCUUGAUGGAGGAUCUUCCUGAAGAGUUGCUUGUCAAUAUAGUUAGGAGAAUAGACCAAACUGCAGAUAGAAACUCAAUUUCCCUUGUAAGCAAACGCCUAUACGCAAUCGAUGGAGACCAAAGGGAUUUCCUAAGGGUUGGAUGUGGGCUACACCCUGCGAUUGAAGCUCUAACUUCUCUCUGCAUUCGCUUCCCGAACAUAAAGAAACUAGAAAUUGUCUAUUCUGGCUGGAUGUCCAACCUGGGUAAGCAGUUAGAUAACCAGGGGCUUUUCGUGCUCUCUUCCAAUUGCCAUUCGCUGACAGAAUUAACUCUAAGUUUUUGCUCGUUCAUUAAUGAUUCCGGUCUUGCAUACUUAUCUUCCUGCCGAAAUCUUAGAUCCCUGAAGCUAAAUUUUGCUCCGGCAAUCAGUUCCAAUGGUAUUCUCUCACUUGUCGUUAGUUGUAAGAAUCUUUCUGCUCUUCACCUCAUUCGCUGCAUGAAGGUGAGCAGUGUUGAGUGGCUGGAAUACCUCGGUAAGCUCGGAAAACUCGAGGAUCUUUCAAUAAAAAAUUGCAGGGCUAUUAGUGAGCAUGAUCUCACAAAGCUGGGACCUGGAUGGAACAAUCUGAAGCGUUUGGAGUUUGAGAUGGAUGCAUAUUACCGGUACCCAAAAAUUUAUGAUAGCUCAUCGGUAGAAAAAUGGCUGAUGCAUCAGGGUAGCUACAAAAAUUUGAGAGAGCUCAGCUUGGUGAAUUGUAUCAUAGCUCCAGGCAGAGGGCUUUCAUACUUGCUUGGGCGAUGCGAGGCACUCGAGAGGCUUCACCUGGACAUGUGCAUUGCGGUGGAGGACACUGAUAUGAUUGCAUUAUCUCAGAAGUCUAGAAACCUAACAAGCAUGUCAAUUCGCCUUCCAUCACAAUUUCUGGCUCCCGUUUUCCUGAGUAGUCCAUUGAGAUUGACUGAUGAGAGUCUAAAGGCAUUAGCUAUUAAUUGUUCGAUGCUGGAAGUGUUUGAAUUAUCCUUUUCCGAUGGGGAGUUCCCGUCCUUCAAUUGCUUUAGCCAGAGUGGCAUUCUCGCAUUAGUUCAAACUUGCCCGAUUCGGGUUCUGGUGCUCGACUCUGCUUGCUUCUUUAAUGACAGUGGAAUGGAAGCUCUUAGCUCUUCCCCUUACUUGCAGACACUCAAACUCAUCAAAUGCCAGGAAGUUACAGAUAAGGGGAUGCAGCUUAUCCAACGCUGUCCGCUCUUGACUGAUCUCAAUCUCCGCAAAUGUUUAGGAGUGACAGACAGUGGGUUAAAACCACUGAUUGGUUUACGCAAAUUGAAAUAUCUAAAGGUAGAAGACUGCCCUCAGAUCUCUGAGAAAGGUGUACAAGGAACUGCAAUGUUUAUUUCUUAUAAGCAGGAGUCGUCAUGGCUCUACUAAAUUAGUCGCUCUUUACGGCAGUUGAAGCAAAUUGUGUUCUGUUCUCCCCUCCAACAAUGUCUUGAUCUGAUGAUGCCACGAGAUUUGUUGUUUUUUUGAUGUGCUGAAUCCUAUCUUCCUUCCAGAAAAGAGAGCUUUACUAUCA
Musa acuminata AAA Group (dessert banana) is the source of this 1735-nucleotide messenger RNA. RefSeq names its product F-box/LRR-repeat protein 14. Gene Ontology annotation, molecular function: protein binding. Gene Ontology annotation, cellular component: SCF ubiquitin ligase complex. Bases 175 to 1590 code for a protein of 471 amino acids. The record is from RefSeq and is a predicted model, not a curated record. The transcript has 2 exons. Gene Ontology annotation, biological process: SCF-dependent proteasomal ubiquitin-dependent protein catabolic process. Lineage: Eukaryota; Viridiplantae; Streptophyta; Magnoliopsida; Zingiberales; Musaceae.